Molecule: messenger RNA, 1281 nt
Organism: Debaryomyces fabryi
Lineage: Eukaryota; Fungi; Ascomycota; Pichiomycetes; Serinales; Debaryomycetaceae
Gene: MRS2
Product: Mrs2p
Exons: 1
Coding region: 1-1281 (426 amino acids)
Biological process (GO): mitochondrial magnesium ion transmembrane transport
Cellular component (GO): mitochondrial inner membrane
Molecular function (GO): magnesium ion transmembrane transporter activity
Source: RefSeq, a predicted model, not a curated record
AUGAACAAAGCUGAUACUACAGAUGGUACCUCAAAAUCUUUCUUAGAUCAUCAGUUUGAACCCGAUAAACUUGUACCUACACAUGAUGAAAAAAUAAUUUAUAACAGAUUGAAACCAAUUACCCCGAAUGAUUCGUAUGUAUCGUGCACAAUAUUCGACAUUAAAGGUAACAUUACAGCAGUUUCUAGAAAAUAUCCUAAAAUGAAGUUUCUUAAAGGCAACGACUUAUUCCCUCGAGAUCUCCGAAAAAUCGAUACUUCUUCGAUCGAUGUUGUGCCUCUGAUUAUGGUCCGUUCUCCAAAUUGCAUCCUUGUAAAUCUACUCCAUAUCAAGGCGAUAGUUAAAAAGGAUAGUGUCAUGGUAUUCGAUACUUCUACACCGUCGAUUGCAGCAAAGCUAGGCUUGUUUAUGUACGACCUUGAAAUGAAAUUAAAAUUACCGUCCGGAAACAUCUCCUACGAAUUUAGGGCACUCGAAAGUAUUCUUAUCAGUGUUAUGAGUUAUUUGGAAGCAGAUUUGAAAAGCCACUUACAGGGAUGUGGACUCAUAUUAGCAGAACUAGAAGACGAAAUUGAUAGAAGCAAAUUGCAAGACCUCUUAAUCAAGCUGAAAAAAUUAUCCAGUUUUUACCAAAAGGCCGUUUUAAUUAGAAAUGUUUUGGAAGAACUCUUAGACAAUGAUGAGGAUUUAGCCGGGAUGUACUUAACCGAUCCUAUUAAGUUUGAUCCAACUGUUGAAAACCCCACUGAUUUUGCAGAUUUAGAAAUGAUGUUAGAAUCGUACUAUAAGCAAUGCGAUGAGUUUGUUCAGCAAGCCGGGUCGUUGAUAAAUGAUAUUAAAGCAACUGAAGAAAUUGUAAAUAUUAUCUUGGAUACUAAUAGAAAUUCGUUAAUGUUAUUUGAGUUAAAGAUAACGGUUUACACUCUAGGGUUUACAGUAGCUACUUUAUUACCGGCUUUCUAUGGUAUGAAUUUGAAGAACUAUAUUGAAGAUUCAACUAUUGGUUUUGGUGCUAUUGUAGUUUUUUCAAUUAUACAGGGUAUUCUAAUUACGAUGUUAAAUUUCCGUAAAUUACGGAAGGUUCAAAAAUUAACAAUGAUGGGUGGUACCGGCAAUGGUAACCAUUUGCACCAUACUUCCAGCCCUAUUGGGUUAAUGAAUAAAGACAAAUGGUAUUACAGAUUAUUCUAUGGGAACAGAAAUACAAAAUAUGAUAGACCAACUUCAAAGGAAAAUGACGUAAUAUGGAGAAUGAUUAAUGACGACAAACCACUAAAAUAG